ACAUGAGUGGAUUGAAGGGGGGGAAUACAAUGGGGCAGAAGCAGAGAGAGACUGAGAGCGAGGAAGAGGAGGAGUGUGCAAAGCAGAGGGCUGGAUCUGCUAAGUGCAGGCACUAGAGCUGGAGAAGUGAAUUAUUCACUCUGUCACAGGCUGCUGGGUGCACCUACUGCUCUGUGCUGCCCGGGAACCCGCCAGCUGUUGGCCAUUUCACCCACUCAGGUCCUGGCAUAGGAACCCACUCCUCCUUGGAACUGCCAUCUUUCUUUAGCCCCUGGCACAGGUAUUAUUUCUCUUUCUGGCACAGAACCCCUGGCUCAGGUAUUCACUCACCCUGGCACAGGCACCCACAGCACAGAACCAACUAACCAGCUGAGCACCACCUUGGCACUGGUACCAGCUAACCCAGCGGAUCAGUUACCCAUUCAUUCCCUAGCUCUGGUACCCACUCCCUGGCACCGGUACCCACUCUGGCUGUGGAACUGUACAGAGAAACCUACAAGGUGUGGGAAACACUGACGUUGGAACUGACGGAGCCCAAGGGAGACUUUGGUCCCGGGGAGCAGCGGGGCAGAGAUCAGAAAGCAGUCUGCUAAAAGCAGCCCCCGCCAAGAGGGCCAACCCCAGUAACCCAUGGUUGUAGGAAACCCAGGAUCCCUCCUGGGCCAAUCAGAGCUUCCUGUUCCUCGGGAGCCAGCCAAUCAGAAAACCAAGCCUAUGUCCCCAGAGCGAAAGAGUGAGGAGGAAUGUCGGUGUGAGCCCCCGGCAGAAGAAGUGGAAAGAGAUUCUGUAUCCUCUGAGGGGGGACGUGUGACUGACAGUACCGAUGAGGAGGAGUCCAGCAGCACAGAGAGCGUACCUGCCCAGCAGGAGAAGGCCGUUGGCAAUGAGGUUCAGAGGUGCCUGGAGGCCAAGCAGCUGAAGGUCAUGGCCCAUAUAUCAAAGCUGGAACAGAGUCUGAGGGAGCUGCAGCUGCAGAGAAGGGAGCUGAACAUAGAGGUGGAGAUGGAGGUGGCCCUGCUAGAGGGGGAGCUGAGGACAGAGAAGAAGGAAAUGGAAAAAGAGGAGAAUUUAAUAAGAUCGUUGCAUGAGAAGCUAAGGGAGACGGAGAGGAAGUGGCAGGAGGAGAAGGACAAGGAUAAGCUCAAACUUCGGGACGAGAAGAAGAAAAUAAAGGAUCUGGAGCAGAAGAUCAGCGAGGGCAAGUCCCAGCUUGAGAAGCAACCUGAGAGCUUACGGGAGCAGCUAAGGAAGAAUAUCCAAGAGAUGACGGAAACGAUGGAGGCUGCGGUGAAGUCCUUUGAGGAUCUGGAGUUCCAGCAACUGGAGAGCGAGAGUAGCCGGGAUGAGGAGAGAGAAUCAUCUUAUAGACAGAUCUCCCAGGACAUCUCCAAGCGUCAGAAUGAACUGAACAGGAGGAAGGACAAGGUGCUGCGUUUGGAGGAGCACAUACAGGGAGCAGAGGACCAGGCACAGGUGGAGAGGCAACGGCUCAGUGAGGAAAAUACUCGGGUCUUCCAAUCUCUUAAUAAGGAGAAGGAUCAACUCGAAUCACUAAAUGCUCUCUCUGGGAAGGACCAGGGGCAGAAUGAGAAGCCACAAAGCUCCACUAGAAAAGCCCUUCAGAGAACCAACAGCUUGCCCAAAAGAAGGGCAAGUGCUCCAUUUGUCCGGCCAACUGACCGUCCACUCUCUCUCCAUGGCAACACGUGCUUGGAAAGCGCGGGGCUGGCAUUGCACUUGGCCGUGUCGUCUAACAAUACGGGCGGCCAGAUUGCGCUAGCCAUCAGCCCCAACCUGCAGAUCACACAGGCCCGGCUUCCCCAGGUGGAUGACAGGAAGGGAUCCAACAGGGAGAAGAUUCCAAGUGACAUUUCCACGCUGCAGCUCAGCUACGGGCCGUUGCCCAAAAUAGCAGAAAUAGAGCGACAGCUGCGCGAGGCCUUGGCAGAGAAAGAACGCCUACUGAAGGCUCGGGAAGAGAAAAGAGCAGCUAAAGAGAUGACCCGACGCUUAGAAUCAAGUCAGAACCAGGUGAAGACUGAAGAACCAGCACCAGUCACAGCAAAACCAGCCCUGCCAGAGACUAAAGGAGAACCUGAAAAGGUUCUCUCUGUCCUGCGAGCCCCAGCGCCCUUAGACCUGCGAUCGCACUUGGAGGCAUCAGGCCACUGUGUGGAAACCUGCCCCCACGUGAGGGUCAGUCCCACGUGCUGCAAGGGUUAUCUGGUAAAGAUGGGCGGCCGAAUAAAGACAUGGCGGAAACGAUGGUUUGUGUUUGACAGACAAAAGAGACGGCUGGCAUAUUACACAGAUAAAGACGAAGUGAAACUGAAGGGUGUGAUAUAUUUCCAGGCUAUUGAAGAGGUGUAUUAUGAUCACCUACGGAGUGCUUUUAAGAGUCCACAUCCAAAGCUGACGUUCUGCUUGAAAACAUUCGAACGCCUUUUCUGCAUGGUGGCCCCUACGCCAGAGGCGAUGAGGAUCUGGAUGGACGUCAUGGUCACCGCCGCCGAGGAAAACUCUCGAUACUAAGAGCGAGAGGUCUGAGGACUUGUACAAGGGACUCACUAGUGUUUGAGAGAAAGCGAGAGAGAGAGGAACUUACAAAAGGGGAAUUACAUAAAGAGGAACAUGUGAAAGAGAUUCAGGAAGAGAUGACUUUGCAGAAGUGAAGUUCUAUGGAGGCCUGGCUGGAUAUUAUAUAAACCACAUACUGACGGACCUGGGAUUAAACAAGAGACAACACUGACAUGUGGUACAUUCUCAAACUGUCCCCUGAACUGCGGUUUGCUCUGUAGAGAGUUGAACUAAAUAUGGAUGUAAAUAGACAGACAAUGAUGCACACUUUAUCAGCCAUUGUGAAGUGCGCUUGUGUAUAAUGUAAUACAAUGGGAACCAAGAUAACCUGUGAUUUAUUUUUGAAUGUGUGGGGCAAACGAAGACCUGUAACUGCCAAAUGGAAGACUGCAAAGCCACUAGCGUUGAUAGUUACUAAAACUCUCAGGAAAUACUAACAGAAGUGUAAAUAGAGGACCUUCUUAUGAAAGAAGCAAGACCAUAGAGUGUGCAUAAAGGUCCUUCUUAUGAAAGAAGCAAGACCAUAGAGUGUGAAUAAAGGACCGUCUUACUGUAUGAAAGAAGCAAGACCAUAGAGUGUGAAUAAAGGACCUUCUUAUCGUAUGAAAGAAGCAAGACUAUAGAGUGUGAAUUAAGGUCCUUCUUAUGAAAGAAGCAAGACCAUAGAGUGUGAAUAAAGGUCCUUCUUAUGAAAGAAGCAAGACCAUAGAGUGUGAAUAGAGGUCCUUCUUAUGAAAGAAGCAAGACCAUAGAGUGGGAAUAAAGGUCCUUCUUAUGAAAGAAGCAAGACCAUAGAGUGGGAAUAAAGGACUUUCUUAUGAAAGAAGCAAGACCAAAGAGUGUGAAUUAAGGUCCUUCUUUUGAAAGAAGAAAGACCAAAGAGUGUGAAUUAAGGUCCUUCUUUUGAAAGAAGCAAGACCAUAGAGUGUAAAUAAAGGUCCUUCUUAUGAAAGAAGCAAGACCAUGGAGUGGGAAUAAAGGUCCUUCUUAUGAAAGAAGCAAGACCAUAGAGUGUGAAUAAAGGACCUUCCUGGGGGACUGUGCUAAAUCACGAGACCCAAUGGAACUUGGGCUGGAUGUACUAAGCCUCAAUCACUUGUGCAGCAAAGACAUCAUCUGAAGGACCAUAGACCCUUUCCACCCACUUCUAUUCUUCAGAGGACUCGCCAGUUCUUCCCCGCCAAGGAAAUAUGACAUAAUUAAUGUUGUGGUGAGAGCAGCCAAGGAACUAUUGUCUGUUAUAUGAGAGGAGAACUUCAUUUUAAUGUUUUUCAGUAUGUAUAGUAGAUCACACAUUGGUGCCAUGGUGCAUCAUGCUCUUUAAUAAUUCUUUUGCCCUUGGUUUGCUACAAACACUUGCAUUUUGUGAAUAAAAGUUGUAGCAGUUCUUUGACUAGGACCAGUGCAGGGCCUAGCUGGCUAGGUGCCCUAGGCAACCCAGAUGGCCUCCUUGCUCCACCCCCUGCAGACUUGUUGGCCAAUGGGAAGGUGGGAAAGUGAGGUAACAAGAGCCCGGUCUAGGAUUAGAUGACACAAUUGUGCCUCCACCGUUGUGCUCUAGACCUCUUGUGCCUACCCCUAAUUCCAGCCCUGACUAAGACCUAUGUUUAUGCCAACUUCUAAUCCUAUAAUCAAGCUUCAAUUUAUUUAGCUUUAAAACCUAAACCUGAGGAAAACUGAAUGACUACUUACUCCUAAGAUGGAGCAAAGGGUCAGUGACUGUGAUCAUUGGUUAAUAUGGAGAGAAGGUGCAACUGAUUGGUCCAAAGGUCUGGUGGGACAACCAGUUGGACGGUGGAAUAUUUUGGAGGGAGGAGACUGAAGUCACUUUGGCUCAUAUUUUAUGACUAGCGAGUGUGUGUUACAUGGUGUGACGUUUGUACGAGAGACAUUUGUGCCCCUGCACUGCUGUACAGUUCUUAGAUUUGUAUGUAAGCUUACUCUGUGAUAGAUCAAGUUUCGGAAUUGUCUGUUAUGAACGCAACAUUGUAUUUUAUUUAUUAUAUAUAAAUAAACAUAUAUGGUAUAUUUUUGGGAA
Molecule: messenger RNA, 4615 nt
Organism: Xenopus tropicalis (tropical clawed frog)
Lineage: Eukaryota; Metazoa; Chordata; Amphibia; Anura; Pipidae
Gene: phldb3
Product: pleckstrin homology-like domain, family B, member 3
Exons: 15
Coding region: 631-2532 (633 amino acids)
Source: RefSeq, a predicted model, not a curated record